GACUAUUUAACGAAUUUUGGCUACAUGCCCAAGUCGGCAGAUGGCGCGUUUGCUUUGAGGACAGAGGAAUCGAUACGGAGUGCUAUCAAAGAGAUGCAGGAAUUUGCUGGAGUUCCCGUUACUGGAAAGCUAGAUGCCAGGACGAUGAAACUGAUGAAAACGCCCAGAUGCGGCUUACCCGACAAAGAAAUCGGACUUACAUCAGGCAGGCGGAAAAGAUACUCAAUUCACGGCAUGAAGUGGCCUUAUACGGACCUAACUUGGAGGUGAGUUUAUUUUGAUAUG
Molecule: messenger RNA, 285 nt
Organism: Dendroctonus ponderosae (mountain pine beetle)
Lineage: Eukaryota; Metazoa; Arthropoda; Insecta; Coleoptera; Curculionidae
Product: matrix metalloproteinase-14-like
Exons: 2
Coding region: 25-270 (81 amino acids)
Biological process (GO): collagen catabolic process; extracellular matrix organization; proteolysis
Cellular component (GO): extracellular matrix
Molecular function (GO): metalloendopeptidase activity; zinc ion binding
Source: RefSeq, a predicted model, not a curated record